AUGGCGAGCUACGAUACUUGCUCCGAAGUAGGCCCACGGUGUCCUGUCGAGCUUACAACAUAUGGUUAUUACCCUAAUUUCGGCGGAAAUAUCUUUUUCACUGUCUUCUUUGGCGUGCUCGGAAUAUGCCAAACCGGUCUCGGCGUGUACUAUCGAACAUGGACAUUUUUGAUAGCUCUCCUUGUUGGCACCUUCAUGGAAAUGGCGGGAUACAUUGGCCGAGUUCUUAUGAACGAUAACCCAUGGUCCGGACCUGCAUUCAAACUUCAGAUCGUGUGUCUCAUUCUCGCACCGACCUUCGUCGCAGCGGGUGUCUACCUAACAUUGAAGCAUAUCAUUAUGAGCUUGGGACCCGAACACUCAAUGUUGAAGCCGCGCCUGUUUACCUGGAUUUUCAUCGGAUGCGACAUUGGGUCUCUUCUUUUGCAAGCUGCAGGAGGUGGUGUCGCUGCAGCCGCUGGCAAGGCCGACUUUGAAAUGCUUAAAGCAGGCGACAACAUCAUCAUCGCCGGUAUCGCCUUCCAGAUUGCGACUAUGAUUGUGUGUGCAUUUUUUGCUGCCGUCUUCUUCUGGAGGGUCUACAAGAGUGGUGAUGGGUUUACAGGCGAGAAGAACCUCGACACUGGUGAUUCGGCAUUCGUUGCCAAGUGGAUGCCGUUCGUCAUCGGUACAGAGAUCUUUGCCUAUGUCACUGUCCUGAUUCGGUGCAUCUAUCGUCUCCCGGAGAUGGCUGGUGGUUGGGGAAACCCGCUGAUGCAGAAGGAGAAUGAGUUCCUUCUCUUGGAUGGAAUGAUGGUUGCUCUGGCCUGUCUGGCCUUCACGAUCUUCCAUCCUGGAAUCUUCCUUAAAUCAUUGCGUUUCGCGCCCAAGAACCGCACGUAA
This is a messenger RNA of Penicillium vulpinum, 882 nucleotides long. RefSeq names its product RTA1 domain-containing protein. The record is from RefSeq and is a predicted model, not a curated record. Gene Ontology annotation, cellular component: fungal-type vacuole; plasma membrane. The transcript is spliced from 3 exons. NCBI's taxonomy places the organism in Eukaryota, Fungi, Ascomycota, Eurotiomycetes, Eurotiales, Aspergillaceae. The coding region runs from base 1 to 882 and encodes 293 amino acids.